CGGCGUCCCGCUGCCAUGUUGUUGUCUCUCGGAGUUUCCAGCUUCGGUCUCGUGUCGGCGGACUCACGGACUAGCAGGUGUCGCUUUACGGACCUCACCUGGACCACAACCGGGCUUCGGGCCGCCAACUAACGAACCGGAGCGCGAGCGGAGCCGCCGGGUGAAGAUGGUGGACCGGCUCGCGAACAGCGAGGCCAACUCCAAGCGCAUCGGCGUGGUGGAGGGCUGCUUCGGCGCCGCCGGCCAGCCGCUCGUCAUCCCCGGCCGCGUGCUGAUCGGCGAGGGCGUGCUCACCAAGCUGUGCCGCAAGAAGCCCAAAGCGCGGCAGUUCUUCCUCUUCAACGACAUCCUGGUGUACGGCAACAUCGUGAUCCAGAAGAAGAAGUACAACAAGCAGCACAUCAUCCCGCUGGAGGGCGUGACCAUCGACACGGUGCCGGACGAGGGCGACCUGCGCAACGGCUGGCUCAUCAAGACGCCCACCAAGUCCUUCGCCGUGUACGCCGCCACCGCCACGGAGAAGUCCGAGUGGAUGAACCACAUCGGGAAGUGCGUGGAGGACCUGCUGCAGAAGAGCGGCAAGGCGGCGCCGGGCGAGCACGCCGCGGUGUGGGUGCCCGACUCGGAGGCCACGGUGUGCAUGCGCUGCCAGAAGGUGAGGUUCACGCCCGUCAGCCGGCGCCACCACUGCAGGAAGUGCGGCUUCGUGGUGUGCGGGCCGUGCUCCGAGAAGAAGCACCUGCUGCCCAGCCAGUCGUCCAAGCCCGUGCGCGUCUGCGAGUCCUGCUUCCUGCAGCUGACGGCGGCGGGCGGCGGCGGGCCGGCGGCGCCGCGGCGCUCCUCGGACUCCUACGGCCGGACGGGGUCAAAGUUCCACAACCUGUCGGACGAUGACGACGAGGACGACAGCAGCGACUGAGACGACCGUCUCCUUCCUCCUCGCCCUCCUCUUCCUCCUCCCUGAUGGUCGAGUCACGGAGGAUUCAUUCACUAACUCUUCAAACCAAAAGGGAUCAAGAUCAAUAUUCUCCUCAACGCAGUGAUUGAAAUGUGGAAAUAACUGUCUGACGAGCUUUCUUCUGCUUCUUCUUCUCAUCCUCUCUUCCUCCUCAUCCUUCUUCUUCUCAUCUUCCUUCUUCUUCUCAUCCUCUCCUUCUCGUUCUUCUUCUCGACUCCAUUGGGCUGCGAUUCGUCACCACAGGACAUAACGGUGCUAAUGAGAAAACACCUCUUCCUCCUCACGGGGAUAUCUUGUUAUUUCUGCAGAGAAAAGCUUAAAGUUUGACCUUCUCGCUCCUUCAGGUGGUUUUCUUCGGUUUUGUAAAUUCGUCUGCAGCUAAAUGUUCAUUUUUAUUUUAUCAAAACAAAAAGUCGAUUAUAUGCUAAACGCAGAGCUCUUCUUCUUGCUUCAGACAAAUCAGCUGAAGCUUGUUUCAGGGGUUCCCCCCAAACUAACUCUACCGGUUGCCUUUGCUUCACGCUGUGUGUGUGUGUGUGUGUGUGUGUGUGUGUGUGUGUGUGUGUGUGUGUGUGUGUGUGUGUGUGUGUGUGUGUGUGUGUGUGUGUGUGUGUGUGUGUGUGUGUGUGUGUGUGUGUGUGUGUGUGUGUGUGUGUGUGUCAGGAGGGCUGUGAGCUACUUGAGCUUCAUUCCUUUGUUCCGCCCAAAUCUUUGAAAUUAAUAAGGAAAUUAUUAUUUUUUUCAUUUCUUUCUUGAUAUAUUUUCACGUCAAACAUUUUCUUUUUUCGAACAGAAAUGUGCUGAUAAGUUUCCUGGAACAUAUAUUCAGCAUCAAAAUCCCUAAAAGAUUCUCUAAAUAAAUGUUAGUUUAACUAACGGGUUGGUUCAUUUUUUUGCACAGCUUUAAAAUCUCGUGUUUAUCGUCAUUAAAAUUACUUCCGCAUGAAAUUAAAUAUUAUAAAACUUAUAAUUGACUUUAGAAAACGACAACCUAAACUUUGGCCCAGGCAGCCAAUCAAAUCGAGCGGGAGGCGGGCUUUUACUCCUGUUGAGAAGCUCGGGUUUCUUUUUUUUUUUGCAGCGCUUUAAACUCGUGUUUAUUUGUCAUUAAUUCAGAAUUAAAUUAAAUAUUAUAAAACGUCUAAUUGACUGAAUAAAACGUGUAGCCUGCUAAACGGUUUUUAAAAAGUGUAACUGUAUCAGCUGGUGGUGUCUCGCCGCUCGUCAACGUCAAGCUUUGGCCACGUCAGCCAAUCAGAUCGAGCGGGAGGCGGGCCUUACCGCUGACUUCCUGUUUCCGGGAGGAACGCUCGAUGUUCGCGGGUUUUCUUUUUUUUUAUUCGCGCUGAAUGAUUUUAUUUUUCUCUUUCAACCAGCGGUCAACAUUGUUUUCCUCUUACAUUUAAUAAUAUUGUAGAAUAUAACGCAUUUAAUACUUACUUUGAUGCUCCACAUCCCGUUAUAUUAUAUAUUAUAUAUCUCUAUAUUCUAGAGAAGGCGUUUCCCUCCAGAGCGCCGAUGAAAACUAUGUCACACGGAGAAUAUUUAGUUCAUUUUAGGGUAAAAUGACCUUUUUUUAAUGUCGUUUGUUUUGUUUAACGUUUUUAAAACGUAUCCGUUUCCAUUCCAGGCUUCUUUCGUUCCUGAUAAUUAAUAUCUGGUGCUUUGUUUCUAGAGGAGAAUAAGUGAGUUAAUAAUGAUAACAAAUAAACUAAGACUAGAAUAAGAGCAACUGGUGGAGAUCUUGGUUUGUCCAUUUUUUCCGAGGUGCAAGCGAACGCCUCGUCUGAACUCUGAAGAAAGAGGGAAUUGUUUUAAUUAAUUAAAAAAGAUUCUUUAGUUUUACAGAUUUAAUAAUGUUGAUGAAAGCAAAACAUGAUCACAGCUGUUCUUCAUACUCUGGGUGAUGGUGAUGUGGGAGGGGCCUCAGGGCUCAGCUCUGGAUUAAUGUGAGCACAUGACUUUUGAUCUGAUCCAUGACGACUUUCAAAAUAAAGCUUCAUCUUUUAAUCCUU
Molecule: messenger RNA, 2973 nt
Organism: Pseudoliparis swirei
Lineage: Eukaryota; Metazoa; Chordata; Actinopteri; Perciformes; Liparidae
Gene: plekhf2
Product: pleckstrin homology domain containing, family F (with FYVE domain) member 2
Exons: 2
Coding region: 167-919 (250 amino acids)
Molecular function (GO): phosphatidylinositol binding; metal ion binding
Source: RefSeq, a predicted model, not a curated record